Messenger RNA from Ciona intestinalis (vase tunicate), 1398 nucleotides. RefSeq names its product WD repeat-containing protein 5. Gene Ontology annotation, cellular component: Set1C/COMPASS complex. Lineage: Eukaryota; Metazoa; Chordata; Ascidiacea; Phlebobranchia; Cionidae. The record is from RefSeq and is a predicted model, not a curated record. Gene Ontology annotation, molecular function: histone binding.
UUGAGUUACUAUUUUUAAUUUAUAGCAGCUUAUAAGUUGAAUGUGUUUAUUAAUACAUUUGAUUAAGAAGAUAUUGGAAUAUUUCUUUUAAACCCUAAGCCCAGUUUGGGAGUUUGGAUAUAACCAUGAGCCAGAAUGGCAACUCAGUCGAAACUAAGUCUGAGACAAAACGCGAAGAGACAAAAACUGUGACAACUGAAGCCAACAAUGCAACAACAGCAAUGAACACGACAGUUGCUUCAAAACCACCCCCGAAAAUAAACGCAACAAAUAUUUCAUCUAAACCACAACAGCAAAAGCCAAACUAUAUGCUUAAGUUCACAAUGGCAGGGCACACUAAAGCUGUUUCAUCCGUCAAGUUUAGCCCAGAUGGCCAAUGGCUGGCUAGUUCAUCUGCCGACAAAUUGAUCAAAAUAUGGGGGGCUUAUGAUGGAAAAUAUGAGAAAACUAUUUCUGGACAUAAACUUGGAAUCUCUGACAUCGCAUGGUCCACCGAUUCCCAUCUCCUAUGUUCCGCAUCAGACGAUAAAACAUUGAAAAUAUGGGAUGUCGCAACUGGAAAGUGUUUGAAAACAUUGAAGGGCCACAGUAACUAUGUGUUCUGCUGCAACUUUAACCCUCAAUCAAAUCUAAUUGUGUCGGGAUCGUUUGAUGAAAGCGUUCGAAUAUGGGACGUACGGACGGGAAAAUGCUUGAAGACGUUACCGGCUCAUUCAGAUCCUGUGUCUUCUGUUCACUUCAAUAGAGACGGUGCACUUAUUGUAUCAAGUAGUUACGACGGGUUAUGUCGUAUUUGGGACACGGCAUCGGGGCAAUGUUUGAAGACGCUUAUCGACGACGAUAACCCACCCGUGUCAUUCGUCAAGUUCUCACCAAACGGAAAAUACAUUCUUGCCGCUACGUUAGAUAACACUUUAAAGUUGUGGGAUUACACCAAAGGAAAAUGUUUGAAGACAUACACGGGGCAGAGCAACGAGAAAUAUUGUAUUUUCGCAAACUUUUCCGUGACAGGGGGGAAGUGGAUUGUUAGUGGUUCGGAAGAUCACAUGAUAUAUAUCUGGAAUCUACAAACCAAAGAAAUUGUUCAAAAACUAUCCGGACAUACAGACGUGGUCCUGUGCAGCGCUUGCCAUCCGACGGAGAACAUUAUCGCAUCGGGCGCGUUAGAAAACGACCGAAGCAUCAAGUUAUGGAAAAGUGACUUCUAGCCCCACCUUGUGACAAUGUGCUAUUCUCUUAUAUGGGUAUUUCCCUUCCGCCCAUCGGGGUCAAGAGGUCAUGGAACGAAAUAAUUCAACUUUUUAACUUCUUCGUUGCGUACAGUCCUGCCACAUGGGUGCAGUAGAGUUCUUUUCGUUGUUAUUUUUAAUAAACCACUCGUCAUUCAUAGAUAUCUAA